Micromonas pusilla CCMP1545 is the source of this 540-nucleotide messenger RNA. RefSeq lists its product as uncharacterized. The record is from RefSeq and is a predicted model, not a curated record. The transcript has a single exon. Lineage: Eukaryota; Viridiplantae; Chlorophyta; Mamiellophyceae; Mamiellales; Mamiellaceae. The coding region runs from base 1 to 540 and encodes 179 amino acids.
AUGCCGACGCUCUUCGAGACGUCGUUCCCGAAGUCGGUCACGUCGCGACCGACGGGCCUCACCAAGACCGCGGUCGCGUCCGUCGCGCUCGCGCUCGAGCUCGCGACGCGCGCGUAUCGCUCGUCGCGACCUCUUCUCCACGCGGCGAUAUCGCUGCCCGCGAUAGCGACCGCGCUCGGGGCGGUGACGGCGAUCCGUAGCGUCAUCGUCGCGCACGCGGUGAUGUGCUCGUGGCUGCUAACCGCGUUUCAAGUCACGCUCCUCGCGAUGCACGUCUGCGGCGUCGCGUUGGAGCGCUACGACGUGCGUCUCGGUCGACGCGUCGCCGCGCCGCGUUUCGUUUCUCGUUUCCGAACCCUCCCUCUGUUUUUCUUCGCCGCGGCUGUGACAGCUGUGUCCCGGGUAUUCUCUUCUCCCGCGCAGGUCAACCCCGCGGGCAGGUGGAUCUUGAAGCUCGAGGCCGAGGCGUGGGAGGAGAUCUCGUUCGCGCAAGACAAGAGCUGGUCGUACCUCUUCGCGGAGAGCCCGGUGUGGUCCUGA